AUGACGUCCGAGCGCCCGCUCAUCGUCGACUUUACAGCCACGUGGUGUGGCCCGUGCAAGAAGAUUGCGCCGUUCUUUGCCGAGCUCAGCGGGCGAUAUCCGCGCGGUAUCUUUGUCAAGGUCGACGUCGACGAGCUGGACGACGUCAUGAGCAACUGCGGCGUCCGCGCCAUGCCCACGUUCCAGGUUUACAAGUACCAGAAGAAGGCCGACGAGCUUGUUGGUGCCAACCCCGCCGAGCUUGAGCGCCUCGUUGCCCGCCACUGCAGCUAAUCGACUUAUUGCUGCCGACGUCGCAUCAAGGCCAUGUACUAUGUAGUAUGACUUUAAUAGCAGCGUCUCUACGAAUCGUCUGCUACACACC
This is a messenger RNA of Saprolegnia parasitica CBS 223.65, 364 nucleotides long. RefSeq lists its product as hypothetical. NCBI's taxonomy places the organism in Eukaryota, Oomycota, Saprolegniomycetes, Saprolegniales, Saprolegniaceae. Gene Ontology annotation, molecular function: protein-disulfide reductase activity. Bases 1 to 273 code for a protein of 90 amino acids. The record is from RefSeq and is a predicted model, not a curated record. The transcript is spliced from 3 exons.